AUGUCUCCAUCACCGCACGCCACCUCGGCUCCGACGUCGGCAAUGCCUCGAUACCGGCGUUCCACCAGCCACCACGCAGCAACACCACAGUGGAGGGCCACGUGCACCUCACCCGCCUGCCCCUCCACCUCCUGCCGCCACCCUCCCCUCGCCGCUCUCAACCUCAACGCUCUCUCCCGUGACGCCCUCUCUGCCCAAUCCACUCUUCCGCUACAGCUGGCAAUAGAGGCGAGAGCUAACGUGGACGUCUACAAUAUCGGAACUCCCUACAUCACGGUCAAUCUACUGUGUGAUUUGAACGUCAACAUUGCACUGCAGCAUGUGGACAACACAACAUCCCGUCCGCGCUCGAUCGCCAUUGAAAUCAAUUCCGAUCAAUACGAGCUCGCUUUAGGCCGUCAGCAGCGGGGCGUCGGUCGCACGCGCGGCAGCAUGGGAGGCGGGGAGGAGCUGCGGCAGCAGGGGGGAACAGGCGAGGAGCGGAUGGGGUGGCUGUCGGCUGUGGCGAUCGGCGCUAUCACUCCCGGCUUCAACCGUCCCACAUUAGUGCUCAUGAACGUCAUUCUGGUGGGGCUGCUGCUCUCCUUCGCCGCCCUGCUGCCCGCUGCCCUCCGUUACUCCCGCCCACCUGGAGGGGACAGCAGCAGUGCCGGCAGCAGUGGCAGUGAGAAUGGCAGCGCGGUGGAAGGUGGCAGCAGUGAGAUGCUGUACCAUGUGGUGUUCCUGCUGCUGCUCACUCUGCUGCUCAUUGCUCUGCUCAACUGGUUGGCAUGGGAGGUGGGCACAGUGUCCGCCCACUCGCAGGCACGGCACCUGCUGGCACCUGCUGCCAGCUGCGAUGGUGCUGCUGAUGCUCACAGUGCGUCUGGGGCCCAUGAUGCCGAGGAUGCAAGCGGGUCAAGAGCAGCGCACGGCAAGAGGCACAAGAAGAAGCGUCAGGGCAGCAAGAGAAACUUCAAGGGACAGCGCUGA
Closterium sp. Yama58-4 is the source of this 972-nucleotide messenger RNA. The record is from the annotation of a GenBank genome assembly. NCBI's taxonomy places the organism in Eukaryota, Viridiplantae, Streptophyta, Zygnematophyceae, Desmidiales, Closteriaceae.